Molecule: messenger RNA, 2083 nt
Organism: Manihot esculenta (cassava)
Lineage: Eukaryota; Viridiplantae; Streptophyta; Magnoliopsida; Malpighiales; Euphorbiaceae
Product: importin subunit alpha-4
Exons: 10
Coding region: 183-1787 (534 amino acids)
Biological process (GO): NLS-bearing protein import into nucleus
Cellular component (GO): nucleus; cytoplasm
Molecular function (GO): protein binding; nuclear import signal receptor activity
Source: RefSeq, a predicted model, not a curated record
UCAAGAAAAAGAGAAGCAAAACCAACCUACACGCGACAUCCUCAACCCAGAAGUCUCACCACAAAAGAGCACACAACUUCGGAGACCCGCCCAUUUCACUGAACGCCUCUGCGAACUAGACUUUGUCUUCGUGACAUUUUCUCAAAUACACGCACCUCUUUAGCUCUUUGAGAGGGAAAAAAAUGUCGCUGAGGCCGAGCACCAGAACAGAGGUGAGGAAGAAAGCGUACAAGACUGGUGUUGAUGCGGAUGAGGCGAGGAGGAGGAGAGAGGACAAUCUUGUAGAGAUCAGAAAGAAUAAGCGAGAAGACAAUCUUCUGAAGAAGCGAAGAGAAGGGCUUUUGCUUCAGUCCCAACAUUUACUCGAUGCAUCUCAAAAUGCCGCCGCCAUUGAAAAGCGGUUGGAGACUAUUCCUGUAAUGGUUCGGGGAGUGUGGUCUGAUGAUCCAGCUUUGCAGUUAGAAGCAACUACUCAGUUUAGAAAGUUAUUAUCAAUUGAACGAAGUCCUCCAAUUGAUGAAGUAAUUAAAGCAGGUGUUGUCCCACGGUUUGUGGAAUUUCUUGGAAGGCAUGAUCUGCCCCAAUUACAAUUUGAGGCUGCAUGGGCUUUGACCAAUGUUGCAUCUGGGACAUCAGAGCAUACGCGAGUUGUUAUUGAUCAUGGUGCCGUUCCCAUGUUUGUGCAACUUCUUGGUUCUGCAAGUGAUGAUGUUAGAGAGCAGGCCGUGUGGGCUUUGGGUAAUGUUGCUGGUGACUCCCCAAGUUGCAGGGAUCUUGUUCUUGGUCAUGGUGCUCUGAUGCCAUUGCUAGCUCAGUUAAAUGAACACUCUAAACUAUCUAUGUUGCGUAACGCUACUUGGACGUUAUCUAAUUUCUGUCGUGGCAAGCCACCAACACCAUUUGAUCAGGUGAAACCUGCAUUGCCAAUUCUCAGGCAACUAAUCCAUUUGAAUGAUGAAGAAGUUCUGACAGAUGCUUGCUGGGCACUCUCUUAUCUUUCAGAUGGUCCGAAUGACAAAAUUCAAGCUGUCAUUGAGGCUGGUGUCUGCCAACGACUAGUGGAGCUUCUACUUCAUCCAUCUCCUACAGUUUUGAUACCUGCCCUUCGGACAGUGGGAAAUAUUGUUACUGGCGAUGAUGCUCAGACUCAGUUUGUAAUUGACAACCGAGCUCUUCCAUGCCUCUAUCAACUCCUUGUGCAAAAUCACAAGAAAAGUAUCAAGAAAGAAGCUUGUUGGACAAUCUCAAAUAUUACAGCUGGAAAUAGAGCUCAAAUACAGGCUGUUAUCGAGGCCAAUAUCAUUCUCCCACUCGUGCAGCUUCUCCAACAUGCUGAGUUUGACAUUAAAAAGGAGGCUGCAUGGGCUAUCUCAAAUGCGACCUCAGGAGGAUCUCAUGAACAGAUUCAAUUUCUAGUGAGCCAAGGUUGCAUUAAACCUCUUUGUGACCUUCUAAUAUGUCCAGACCCCAGGAUUGUGACGGUUUGCCUUGAGGGGCUGGAAAACAUUUUGAAGGUAGGUGAGGCUGACAAGGAAAUGGGAAAGAAUGGCGGAGUUAAUUUGUAUGCACAAAUGAUAGACGAAUGUGAUGGACUGGAUAAAAUUGAGAAUCUGCAGACUCACGACAACAAUGAAAUUUAUGAGAAGGCUGUUAAGAUUUUGGAAAGAUAUUGGGCUGAGGAAGAAGAGGAACAGAAUGUUCAAGAUGGUGUAGAUGGAAAUCAGCAAGCAUUUGAUUUUGGAACUAACCAGCCGAAUGCUCCCCCAGGUGGCUUCAAAUUUGGAUAGUGCGACGGGUACAAGGAUAUAUAUUUUCUUUUUCUUACUUUUGUUGGUUUUUUCUAGCUUUUUAGUUGUCCUGUUUGCUUGGAAUUUUAACAUAUAUUUUUAUUUCUGCCAAGGGUCAGGGUUUUUGGUCUGGCACAUAGGCUUGUUAUUCAUUUGUGGAAUUGUUAAAAGUGUCAAGGGCUUCAGUUUUCAGUUUUCAACUCUACUUUUAUUCUUAUAUUUCACAGGAGAAGUGGUCUUUUGUGGUUGUUUUUAUAUGAAAUUAGAACUGCAUCUAUGAUUAUUCUGGAUUCUCA